Ruditapes philippinarum (Manila clam) is the source of this 1511-nucleotide messenger RNA. Its product is annotated as forkhead box protein unc-130-like. Lineage: Eukaryota; Metazoa; Mollusca; Bivalvia; Venerida; Veneridae. Gene Ontology annotation, molecular function: DNA-binding transcription factor activity, RNA polymerase II-specific; RNA polymerase II cis-regulatory region sequence-specific DNA binding. The record is from RefSeq and is a predicted model, not a curated record. The coding region runs from base 131 to 1168 and encodes 345 amino acids. The transcript has 2 exons. Gene Ontology annotation, biological process: regulation of transcription by RNA polymerase II; anatomical structure morphogenesis; cell differentiation.
AAUGUACCGUUCAUUUAUAAAUGCGCCCCGUAUCUCUGACGGAUUAUUAAAUAAAGUUUAAAACGAACACGGUACGGCACGGAGUUCAGAGUGGAAUACGAGUUUCAAGUUGUUACAAAGGCAGUAUAAGAUGUACCAAGAAAAUCUUACUUUGCCGGCGUUAACUUCAGUAAUUGAAUGUGAUUUGGGUGCUAGUGAAGCUUCAUCAAACUCAGAACUUACACAAGAAAUUAAAUCAUCAUCAAUCCAAGAGAUCUGUAAAGAUGGACAUGCGUCCAAACCAAAGAAAAGAAAAAUAGAUACAACAAAAAACAUUAACAUUUCAAACAGUGAUUCAAAUAUAGAGAGUGAUUCGAAAUCGCCUGGUUUGUCCUAUAUUGCACUCAUUUCAAUGGCUAUUCAAUCGUCUGGAGCAAAGAAAAUGCUUUUGUCCGAGAUAUACCAUUGGAUUGCGGAACACUUCCCUUAUUAUCAAAUGAAAGACAAGAGCUGGCGUAAUAGCAUUAGACAUAAUUUAAGUUUAAACGAGUGCUUCGUGAAAAGUGGCAGAAGUGAAAACGGAAAGGGGAACUACUGGUCCAUACAUCCAGCUAAUAUAGAUGACUUCUCAAAAGGCGAUUACCGGCGGCGGCGGGCCCGUCGGCAAGUGAGGAAAUGUGAUGAAGAUUUACAACGGUUGUGCUCUAACAGCCCCGAGGUUGCUAAACCACCAACCCCGUCGGCUGAAAACUGUUGCCAUGAUGGAUAUGUACCUAUGAUUUCAACGAUAGUUCCGUCUAAUUUCCUUUCUACAAUGGGCGUUGAGCAGGUGAAAUCAUUUGAUUUUUGGUACCCAAAUACUUGUACCCAGUCUGAAGACUGCAAGAAACAAGGGCAGCGCUUGUCCAGCUCAGAAUACAAAGACUCAGCUAAAACAGAAAUGACGUAUCCCGGUACAAGUUUACCGUAUUACGGGCGUUGUUUCAGUCGUGAUAACUGUAGCAUGACGUCGCCACCUGCAGAGUCAACGGUGAACGUGAAUGUUAACGUAAAUGUGUGUGGUAAUACGGAAACUAAUCGACCGGAGUGUUAUCCCUAUGUAGAACGUCAUUUCAAUGCUUUGCCACCUCAAACAUACGGACAAUACUGGCAAGAAUCGUACGAACAGCCUCCAUAUUUCGGUCAAUAACAAGAAAAAAAAUCCAGUUUAAAGAUGCAUCCACUCGAUCCCUCCAGAUGAACCAAAAUAUGUCCAGAAAAUAAAACUUGGGAAAAAAAGUACUGAGAUUUUAAGAAAAGUAAAUAGAUCAAGAUAUAAGUAAUAAUUUCUAUGUUAUGUGCGAUUUAUGAUCGAUUUUGCAGUAUUUUUCAUCAUAUUUCUAUUGUGUUACUAACGUUACAGACUUUCCAAAACCGAUUUUACCUUUAUGCCGAAUUCAUGUUAAGCAGUCUUUAUUUAUAACUAUUAAAAAAAAUGUAAAUCAAUAAUAUAUUUGUGACACGAUAUUUAUUUGUUUUUAUAAUAUGUACAA